Letharia columbiana is the source of this 288-nucleotide messenger RNA. RefSeq lists its product as uncharacterized. The transcript has 2 exons. Bases 1 to 288 code for a protein of 95 amino acids. NCBI's taxonomy places the organism in Eukaryota, Fungi, Ascomycota, Lecanoromycetes, Lecanorales, Parmeliaceae. The record is from RefSeq and is a predicted model, not a curated record.
AUGUGUGGUGACCGGGCUGACACCGUGGUUAGCGGCAAGGGUCCCACUCCAGCUUUCCCCGAAGCUGUUCUGCACAAGGAAGAGGACCUGAUGGCAGUAGACAAGCAACACCCAAAUCCGGUGUCCGUGCCUUUCACGAUCAAACUGCCCUUCCACCCGCCAUCCUACUCGUCGACCCCGCAACAUCAUUUGCUCGCAGAAGGGUCCUCAUUCGAGGAGAGACGCUAUGCAGAAGAGAGGGCAGGACAGUCCCACUUUGAGCUCGGUGGGUCACCGUCCUUAUACUGA